Messenger RNA from Tachysurus fulvidraco (yellow catfish), 2559 nucleotides. RefSeq names its product transmembrane protease serine 3 (gene tmprss3b). Gene Ontology annotation, cellular component: membrane. The record is from RefSeq and is a predicted model, not a curated record. Gene Ontology annotation, molecular function: serine-type endopeptidase activity; protein binding. NCBI's taxonomy places the organism in Eukaryota, Metazoa, Chordata, Actinopteri, Siluriformes, Bagridae. The transcript has 11 exons. The coding region runs from base 937 to 2229 and encodes 430 amino acids. Gene Ontology annotation, biological process: acrosome reaction; proteolysis.
ACGUAGUCAGCAACAUGUGUCCCUUUUUUUUUUCUAGAAUUAGAAAAUGGAAAUACCUUUAAUUGUGUUCGUUCAGUGAUUGUGUUAUAUACAGCCAAUAGUUUGUGACAUCACUUGAAUGAGGUUCGAUGUAGAAUCAUAUGCACAAAAGGUUCCAAACAGAACCCAUAAUCUCAUCAUAAGCUCAAACCAUCAAAAGAACCCUUGUUUGUAACCUGGGCAUGAUGAUUCAUGAUCUCCACCUAGAAAGGACACAUUUAAUUCAGAUUGUGGAAAGUGGUUUUAUCUUUUUGUGGCUAAAAGGUACACUGGCUACUUUAAUAGGCAUAUCGACACCCCCUGUUUAUUCAACCAUGUGGCAGCACAAUGCAUAAAAGCAUGCAGACAGGUAUUUAAAAAAAAAAAGCUUCUGUUACCGUUCACAAACUGCUGAUUUGGGAUUUCCACACAAACGUCUCUAGAGUUAUACAGAAUGGUGAAAAAAAAAAAACUUACAAAACACUUGGUAACAGCAGAACUGACAAGGGUAACGAUUUGUCUCUCUCUCUCUGUCAAGCUAUACAGUAUAUGCCACUCCCAAGCUCUCUGUGUUCCGAGUUCCUAGCCUGAUCAUGGAUGGAGCCUCCCAGAGACUGUCAUGCCUUCUUUGAUCCAAUGUUGCCAGUCAGCUGGUUGGUCUGGUCUUUAUCAGCAAUAAGGAGAAGUGGAUUAGAGCUACUCAGAAGUCAGAUGGCACACACAGGCUGGUGAAUCAUCGAGGCUCAGCACAAAAGCCACUUCAACGUCACACAGAGACGGGGGAGGUCAUCAUGACAACAUGCCUAGGGCGAGAAGGAGCAGGGAUUUAGUGACACCUUCGGCUCGUUGGAGACACAUUGUGGUCAUUGUGAACUUUUCAUGGCAUCCAUGGACAGCAUCACAUACUGAGGGACAGAGAUGAGAGAAAUGAUGGCUUACCUUGAAAAGAAAACUGGAGAACAACAGCAACCUGAGACAAAGGGAGAAAACACCAUGGGAAAGAUUUCUUUUAAGGAGGAGAUGGAGUCAGGUCACUUUGAAGCAGAUACAAAUAGUGAGGAUCUCCCGAACAUCAGUACCCCCAGCGUGAUCAAUGUGAGCCCCUUCAGCAGUUCAGCGUGUGGCCGGGACACUUCCAGACAUCUGCAGUAUUUCGACUCCAACACCCAAGACCCACAUGUGCCCAUUGGCUGGCCUGCUGAGGCAUCAAAUUCACUCCCCAUCUACAAACAACACAUCAUAAAGACGUCUUAUAAUUCACACACGACAUCCAUUAUUAAAGUGCGGCCCUUCAUCCAAGAUGAAAACCUAUCAGACUCUCGGUCUGUGUGCUGGCCAGUCGUACCGCGCAAGCGGCUGAUGCUACUGAUGAUCAUUUGUUUGUUAAUCGGAGUGACUCUGGUUCUAGGAAUUGGUCUGGGAGUGGGUUUGAGUUGCUCUGGAAAAUUCCGCUGUGUUUCUAUGACAUGUAUCAGUCGAUCUGCUGUCUGUGACGGAGUUAAAGACUGUAGGGGGGGAGAAGAUGAACUCAACUGUGUGCGAGUGAGUGGGAGACACGCCAUCCUGCAGAUUCACAGUAGGGGCAUAUGGAGCUCCGUGUGCUGGGAGAACUGGAGCGCCAAUCUGGGAUUCUCUGCCUGCAAACAGCUCGGAUACAACAGUUAUGUGAAUUCCACUUCGAUCCCUCUCUCUUCUGUCGAAUCAGCCUUCAAGAAAAACAUAGUGAUGAUUAGUUCCCGCUUUCCGAUUCAUUAUCAAACCUUCAAAAUCCACAACAGCUCUUUCCUCAGGAAGGUUCAGUGCGUUUCCGGAUUGGUCACAGUACUCAAGUGUAUAGAGUGUGGUGCAAGACCCAAUUUCAGGACCCGGAUUGUAGGGGGAAACGUAUCUCUCUCUGGUCAGUACCCAUGGCAGGUGAGCUUGCAGUACCAGAACCAGUAUCUCUGUGGAGGAUCGCUAAUAACCAACCAGUGGAUAGUCACUGCUGCACACUGUGUGUAUGGCUUUGCUAAUCCCUCUUUAUGGACGGUUCGGGUGGGCCUCACAGACCAGCCUAUAAGUGGAGCAGCAGACCUCUCUGUGAAGAAGAUCUUCUUCCAUAGCACAUAUCAUCCUGAAGGCCUUAGCUAUGAUAUCGCACUCAUUAAACUGAUGCAGCCACUCACAUUCAGUGGUGAGAAGAAUUCACUUCUCAUUUUACAUCCUGAUUAGAUUCCUAAUCUUGAAUACUGUACACUUAAAGUUCAGGAUGCUUUCAGUUAUUAACAUAGCAAGCAGAAAUUUAUUCAACAGGGUAUUCUGUAUGAUCGAUUUGUAUCCGUUGUUUAAUAUUUCACCUGGUAGAAGGAGUCGAUACUUUCCUAGGUGGAACCUGAUCAAAACUCCGGAUGGUGAGGUGUUGGAGUCAGGUGCAGUACUUGAUGGGAAAUGUUUACUUCUCUCCUCUCAGGUCAAGUACAACCCAUCUGUCUGCCUAACUAUGAUGAAGGGUUCAGUUCAGGAUCCAUGUGCUGGAUAUCAGGAUGGGGAGCCACAAAUACA